This is a messenger RNA of Oryza sativa Japonica Group (Japanese rice), 3127 nucleotides long. RefSeq names its product protein FAR1-RELATED SEQUENCE 5. Gene Ontology annotation, molecular function: zinc ion binding. Gene Ontology annotation, biological process: regulation of DNA-templated transcription. The record is from RefSeq and is a predicted model, not a curated record. NCBI's taxonomy places the organism in Eukaryota, Viridiplantae, Streptophyta, Magnoliopsida, Poales, Poaceae.
GAUCCAAAGCGAAACGCUGAAUCGUACCCAUCCUGAUGGCCCAGAUCCUGCUGACGUCAUCCUCCAUCAACCCCGCAAAUUCCCCCACCAACGGAACACUAAGGGCUCGUCCUCCGCCUCCGCCGCCGCGGCUGCCUCGGCGUCGGUGGCAGGCGCCGCCGUACGCCACCGCGCUCCUUUCCUCGCCGCCGCCAUCAAGCGCUCUCCGCGGGACAUCUACAGGACGGCUACUCGCCCGCCGGAGCCCUUGACCUCCUCGCCUCCGGGCGACCCAGACCUGGCGCGGCUCUUCGUCGGGCUCGCACGCUCUAUUCGAUCCGUGCGGGUGCGACCGGGCGAUCUGAAGUCUCGCUGAGCAUCAGGCCUUUUUCGGUCACAUGGAAGACAAUGAUGACAGGGCGUCAGCUGAGAUUACCACUGACCAAGAGAAUCAUCUCAAGGACGCCUUAAUCCAGGUGUUUGCUGCUACUUCUGAACACCAAGAAGGUGAAGGUGAAGCUGCAGAGGUUGUGCAGGAUGAAGAGAUUGGUGAAGGUGUGGAGGGUGUGCGGGAUGAGGAGAUUGGAGAUAUCAAUUCGAAGCCCGACAAACCAUAUGUUGGCAUGGAGUUUCGUGACAAGGACGAGGCAAAGAACUAUUAUGAUGACUACGCGAGGAAAUGGGGUUUCAUAACAAAGAUUUCAAGCUGUAGAAGAAGCCAGAUCACAAAGCAAUACAAUCGGUAUGAGUUCGCUUGCCACUCCGAGCGGAGCUCGAGGGAAUCUGGUGCUAGUGCUGGCAGCAGGUCAAGGAGGUCCAGUAGAGUUCUGAAGACAGGUUGUAAGGCAAGAAUGGUGGUUGUGAAGAGGGAUGAGAAGUGGGUGGUCACCAUAGUAGAUCUGGAUCACAACCAUCCACCUUUGAACCCUUCUGCACUUAUGUCCUUAAAGCCUCAUCGCCUCAUAAAAGAUGAAGAUCAUGAUCUCUUAGAGUUUCUGCGCACAAACAAGAUACCCACGCAGAGGAUCAUGUCUGUUCUCUGUGAUUUGUAUGGAAGCAUGCAAAACAUCCCUCUUGCAAGGAAAGAUGUGAGCAACCUGAGGGCGACCAUGAGGCCAGAGGCUGAGGGCACCUGCACUGAUAUGGCAGCUACAAUCAAAUACUUCCAAGAAUCGCAAGCAGAUGACCCAUCAUUCUUUUACAGUAUGGAAUUGGACAGCGAAAGCAAAAUUACCAGCGUCUUUUGGGUGGAUGGAGUAUCAAGGGAAGCAUAUAGAGAAUUUGGUGAUUGCGUGUUUUUUAACACAAAAUACAUCACAACAAAGUACUGUCUUCCAUUUGCGCCCAUUAUUGGUAUGAACAAUCAUGGGCAGACUGUGCUUUUCGGGUGUGUGUUGCUGAAGGCUGAAAUUGAGGAGACAUUUGAAUGGGUGUUUCAGACUUUUCUUAAGGCCAUGGAUGGGAAAGUGCCAAAGAGUAUCAUGACCGAUCAAGAUGAAGCAAUGGAGAACGCAAUCGCAAAUGUUUUGCCAAACACAUCUCAUAGGCGUUGCUCAUGGUACAUAUGGAGAAAUGCUAAGUUCAAGCUUGGUGUGCUGCCGUCUCGGUUGGAAGGGUUUGAAGAUGACCUAAGACAUUGCAUUGACGAGUCAUUUAAUGUUGAAGAGUUUGAAAGAAGAUGGGCUGCUGUGCUUGACCGAUACAAUUUGGCAAGCAACAAGUAUAUGCAGGACCUCUACGAAAUCAGAGAAAAAUGGGUUCCAUGCUAUUUCAUGGACUGCUUCUUCCCAUUUAUGAGCAUUACCCAACAGAGUGAGGUGAUGGAAGCAUUGUUCAAGGAUUUUGUCCACCCUGGGGACAUCAUCCAGAACUUCAUCGUGCAAUAUGAGAAGCUCGUUCAAUCUUGUCUGGACAGGGAUGAUAAACAGCUCUUUCUUACUGUCAAAACAGAUGCAAAUUUGUGGUCCAAAUUUCCAAUGGAGGAGCAAGCAUCAAAAUUCUACACUCGUGCAAUAUUUGAGAGGUUUCAGGAGCACCUCAAGAACACUACUAUGUACAAUGUAGUAUGCGAGGCAACCCCUUAUUCCUAUUUGGUCCAAAAUGUGUUUGGUGACCAAAGCCAGAACAGAAGAUAUGUUGUUCAUUGCAAAUUGGAGGAUGAGACCUUCACAUGUGUUUGCAAGCAGUAUGAGAGGGAAGGAUUACUCUGUGAGCAUAUCCUAAAGGUGAUGACACAUAGGAAUGUCAAUCUGAUACCAGAUAAAUACUUGUUCCGUAGGUGGACUCUGAAGGGAUCAGACAGUGCUGCUACACGAAGUCAUGUACCUUUGAACAUGGCUGAAGCGUCCACUAGGAAAAUGAGGUAUUCAACAAUUUGCAAGAAAUCAGUGUGCAUGGCAAGUGAGGCAUGUAGAACACAGGAAGGAUACAAUCUAGCCCUCCGUUCAAUUGAAGAACUGACUGACAAGCUUGCCGCUAUUAACUUGACCCGACAAGAUCAACACCUUCCUCGGCCCAACAUUUGUGAUAAGAAUGGGAAAGGGAUCACCAUGGGUGAGAGUAAUACGAUAGCUGAGAAGGUGCUUUCAGAAAGCUGUCUAAAAGAUCCAACAAAAAUCAGGCCUGCUGCGUUUGACAAUAAUAGUGAGUCAGCAAGAAAGAGAAACAAAGUGAUGAAAGCGGUGCAAGAUCUCAGGAGUCCAUUUCAGGUAACAAAACUGACGGAUUGAAGUACAGGGUAUCAGUCCAUCCUUGAUGUCUGAUUAUGUAAAUGCAAUAGUGUCCUUGUGCCCCCUUCUCUUAACUCGCUGACCUGUAAGGAAAGAAGGAUUUGCUGCACAUGGGAGAACGGUGCUAGCCUUGUUGACUUCUUCUUUUUUUCUUUUUUUUUUUUUAGCAAAUGCCCUGCUGGAGUUAAUGUGCUAUAACGUCAUUUUGGCACUUUGGUAGUGAUUGCGCUCUUCCGUAUCUGAAAUUCUUUUCUUCCAGUAGCAUAGCAUGUCUGCAAUGCAAUGUUGAGGUCUAGGAACUGGUAGACUAUGGUUAAAGUUUAACUGAAACAUUUGGAGACUCUAAAGUACCCUUACGAAAUCUGAAUUUGCUGCUGUAGAUAUUGCUAAUUUUUUUUAUAAAAUUGGUCAAACUUCAA